Meleagris gallopavo (turkey) is the source of this 2765-nucleotide messenger RNA. RefSeq names its product SUN domain-containing protein 3-like. Gene Ontology annotation, molecular function: protein-membrane adaptor activity. Lineage: Eukaryota; Metazoa; Chordata; Aves; Galliformes; Phasianidae. Gene Ontology annotation, cellular component: nuclear envelope; meiotic nuclear membrane microtubule tethering complex. The record is from RefSeq and is a predicted model, not a curated record.
AUUCUGUGAUUCCGUGUGAUUCUGUGAAAGACAAGAAAUUCCCACAAAGGACAUCUGUAGGGCACAUGCACCCAUCUUCCUGCUCCCAGCAGUGACUGGUGCUCCAAUGGUAAGUCUUUCCCUUGCAGGCACUGUCGUCACAGACUGCUCCAUACCUGAUGAGCUUAUGGUAAGAGCCCCCCAUCUGACCUGCAGCUCUCUCGGUGGGAUAGUGGCAGAUGAGCUCUUGCCAUUUGCGCUGCUUUGCACAGUCCCCAGGCCUCGUACUUUUCCCUCUCUGCCUUUUGCUAAAUGUGGAGGUGAUGGGAGGCUCCCCUAAGCUUGCAAAGAAAGGGAGACCCAAAGGAGUGGCUGUGUGUCUGCUCAUCUGUGAGCUCUGAGUGCUCGUCAGGGGCUGGGCAGCUCUCUGACUUGUGUGUCUGCAGAAACUUGCCCUCUCUGGUGAGCGAACAAGCGCAAGAGAUUCAGUUCCUGAGGAAGGAGGUAACUUGCCUGUCUGCGGAGAAUGGCGCUGUGACAAAAGUGAUCCUGUACUUUGGGAAAGAGGUUGGGAUGAGCAGAGCAUUGGGCAGGGCAUUGAUCGUGUGGGCUGCCCAUGGGACUUCCCUGCUGACCCCCGCCACUCACCUCUUGCCAAGCACUGCUGGUUGAGAUGUGGCACACGUGUGUGUGUUCAUCUGGUGAGAAAUGCUUGUAUUCAGUAGUUUGGGUUUAGGUGAAAUUUGCUAGGAAUUACAGUUCCUUUCACGCAUUUACAAAAGCGGACGAACUUGACAAGGGUGCACCAGAUCAGAGUGACACAUCAGUCUACUACUAUUUACACAACAAUUUACUACUUCCCAGUGCAUAUUUUCUCCCAUUCCCUCCCAGGCCGAGGACUUCCAGCCUCACAGCCUGUGCGAGGCUCCUCAUUCCCUCAGCUGAUGUCCCGUCCCUGUUCACUGCUUGGUUAGCCCCUCCACGUUCUCCUCCUCUUCUUCUUUAGUUUUUACCUGCUACGGCAUGCUGGCACAACUUCUCAGAGUUAGGCUUCGCCUCUGCCUGGCAUUCAAACUAUAGAACUGGUUUGUACCAGUACAUCUCACGACGUUACUCAAAUUUCUCACAAUAUACGACUGGAAUACUCAGGAGUUCAAAGUCAGGCCGAGAUUUAAUAAUAAGAGUAAAAAAGGGUUUCUGCGGGAACUCAUCAAACUACCGUGGUGCUGUUCUCCCCACACACAGGAUCCAAGCCGAUCCCUUUUCUGCAACGCAGAUAAAACCCAUGACAGCACACCGUGGAGAUAUCUGGUGAUAGAGAUAGUGAGGCUCACGAGUUUUGGGCUACAAUUAGCUGGGCCCACCAGGGCUGUCAAGGGCAGACGUACCAUGAAACCGGCGGGGCCUCCCACCUCCCAACCCUGCUGACCCCUAGCCCCGCUUGUGAGGUCAGAGGCAUGAGUUGACACUGUGCAGGCCCAGGCCUUUGUGACGUCUGGACUGGGUGCCACAGUCUGCCCCACCGAGCUGCCACCUGGCACUGUAGGCCGUGGCUGCCAACACGUGUGGAAGGAGCUCGUGGUGGUGUCCUGGUGGCUGUGUGCUUGGGGCAGGUGCACUUCUCCUGCCGAUCGGUUUUGGGCUUGUUGCUCAGUGGCCUUCCUCUGCGCAGACGUUUCUGCUGCUGAAGGGGACACUGAGAGGGGGAAAGCUUGAUUCCUCCACAGCAUGAGGAGGAGAAAGUCUCCCCAGAGAUCAAGAGGGGCACAGACGCCUCCUGAAAGGGUGAGGGUGAGAAGAGCUGGCAGCAACUUGAGAGGAGCAGAAAUGGAGAGCAGCCAGCUCCCAGAAAACAGCUGCACCCCCUCUCCGGUGGCCCAGGCGGGGCCAGCCAGAUGCAGAAGCUCUGCUGCAUACAAUGUGGGGUCGAACAUCAUAAAUUACCUGAGAAACUCUCAGACCGUGGUCUCCCUCAACAAACGCUUUCGCACAAGCAUCUCCACUCUGCAAGAGAUGGCCAAAAAGGAGUCCGGGCUCUACGUGCUGCUUUUCCUGGUCUUUCUGUGUGCUCUCACUGGUGCCUACUGUGGAUUCUCGCUGGCAAGAGUAUCGUUGACAAAGGAUUUCUUGCAGGAAGUCCAGGACUUGAAAGAGGCAGUGCCUGUGAGACCUCGGGGAAAUUGCUUCACAAAGUCUGACUGGGCUCUGAAAAGUGCAGGGAUCUCCAUAGACCUGCAUAGAUCAUCCAGGUCUGCGUGGCGCUGCAGGGUGGCUUGGUUCCUGUGCGCUCCAAAUGUGCUGGAGACCUUUAAGCAGCUGGACAUUUCCCCGGGAUACUGCUGGCCUGUGAAAACAUCUCAGAGUCAGAUGGUCUUCAACUUGCCCACAGAAGUCCAGCCGACUGCAGUCACUGUGCAGCACACAGUGGACACAACCUUGUGGCACAUCAGCAGCGCUCCCCGUGAUUUUGCUGUCUUUGGACUGGAUGAGAAAGGAGAGAACAAAGUUUUGCUUGGGAAAUUCACCUACGAUAUCAGGGAAGAGCUGUCCCAGACCUUUGAACUGCAGACUGAGACCCCCAGAGCCUUCUGGCAUAUAAAGCUCAGCGUACUCAACAACUGGGGAAAUGCAGGACACACAUGCAUUUAUCGGGUGCAGGUUCAUGGCAAGAGCGCAGGAAUAAAAUGACACCGACUAAGGACUUGGAAGGAUUCGAAGACUGUAUAAUCAAUGGAUAUACAGAUGGUGUAUAUAUAUCCAGGAGUUUGGCUAAUAUAAUUUAUAUU